AUGGAUUACCAUCAGGUACACGGGAAGGAUAUAUCGAGUUUCGACCUUCCUUCAACGCAUCGGUUACCCACAGUCUCGGCGGCCCAGGCCCAAGAGGAACUGACAGCUGACCCGUUCCGCUUCGUAUCCACGGGACUGGACGUCUUGGACACGCUGCUUGCCGCGUCAAAGAAUGACGGCCGUACCAGAGACCUCGGAGGGGUCCAGAGAGGUAUAGUGACCGAAAUCUGGGGCCCGCCAGGCAUAGGCAAGACUUCGCUGGGCCUGCAGCUUGCCUCGAAUGCUCUCGCCAGCAAACGAUCGGUGGUUUGGGUAGACUGUUUCCACAGCGUCUGCUCCCACAGGCUACCUGAUAUCAUCGACACCAAGCAUGAGCCUGAUGUUUUGGACAUGUUUGUCCACUUUGAAUGUCCGGAGCUUGCACAUUUGAUUGCCUUGCUCUGCAGACCAAAUGAGCUCUGCGUGCCUUUAGAUACAUCGCUCGUCGUUGUUGAUUCCCUUACGGCUUUGAUAAAUCACGCAUAUCCUCGAACAUUUGAUGGCAGGGCCGCGGCCAAGAUGAGCGGCGGCAGCAAGAUUCCGUCUUCUUCUGCAAAACGUCAACAGACUAUCCAACAUUUGAUAGGUGCACUGCAAAAGUUGGCUGCAACGCGAAACUUGGCGGUGGUUAUCCUGAGCCAGUGUGCUACCAAGAUGCAACUCGAACGAGGAGCUGCUCUGAUUCCAGCCGUCAAUGCAAGCUGGUGGGAGGAUGGCAUCUCCACAAGGAUAGUGCUCUUCAGAGACUGGUCCAUGCAAUCUGGUAGCGCUAGGGCCGCUCGUUUUGCUGCAGCACUCAAGGUCAACGGCAAGAAGGUAGACGAGGGCGAUAUUGAAUUGGCCGCGUUCGAGACCGUCGCUACUGGCCUUGAAGCUGUGGCUCUCGACAGUUCCCGCCAGAGCCAGCCACGGCAAAAAAGGGAGCUUGGGCCCUCUGGUACCCUCGAGAUUCCGGACAGCGAUGACGAAGACUACGGCUGGCAGGAAGAAGAUGCAUCUGCCCUUCCGCAGAUACCUCAGUGGCAGGGAAGUGAGGAUAUUCUACUCGUCCGAGGCCAGGAUAGUGACGAGGGCGAAGAGCUUGAGCCUACUGAAGAGGGUCAAAAUGCCGAAUCCGACAAGUGA
Messenger RNA from Pyricularia oryzae 70-15, 1164 nucleotides. RefSeq lists its product as uncharacterized. The transcript has 6 exons. The record is from RefSeq and is a predicted model, not a curated record. The coding region runs from base 1 to 1164 and encodes 387 amino acids. Gene Ontology annotation, cellular component: replication fork; Rad51B-Rad51C-Rad51D-XRCC2 complex; Rad51C-XRCC3 complex. NCBI's taxonomy places the organism in Eukaryota, Fungi, Ascomycota, Sordariomycetes, Magnaporthales, Pyriculariaceae. Gene Ontology annotation, biological process: meiotic DNA recombinase assembly; reciprocal meiotic recombination; DNA repair. Gene Ontology annotation, molecular function: ATP binding; four-way junction DNA binding; ATP-dependent DNA damage sensor activity.